This is a messenger RNA of Triticum turgidum subsp. durum (durum wheat), 834 nucleotides long. The record is from the annotation of a GenBank genome assembly. Lineage: Eukaryota; Viridiplantae; Streptophyta; Magnoliopsida; Poales; Poaceae.
AUGAACCCGAGAAACCUCAGCGGCAAGCUGGCGGCGGAGGAUGGCGUUCGUCCUGAGACGGGCCAGAGCCAGCCGCAGCAGCACGAGCCGGAGCACGGCGGCGAUGGCGGCGACGGCGAGAUGGUGCAUUUCAGCCACCCGGAGCACCGGCUGGCCCGGUUCGACUUCCCGUACCUCUUCCUGUGCAUGGGCUGCAAGGAGUACGGCGCCGGCAAGCGGUUCAUGUGCCAGAUCUGCGGCUUCCAGCUGCACGAGUUCUGCGCCCUGGCUCCCCCCUCGCUCCACGACCACCCCUUCCACCCCAAGCACCAGCACCUCCUCUUCUUCGAGAAGCCAGGUAAUGGCGACGAACCAUCCUCAGGCGGGUUUCUCCGGUGCAAGUGCGACAUCUGCGGCAAGCCGGUCAAGGGCUUCUCGUACCGGUGCGCGUGCUGCAGCUUCGACGUGCACCCAUGCUGCGCGGCCAUGACGCGCCGGAUGGAGCUCCCGGCGCACGCCCACCCGCUGCUGCUGGCGCCGGACUCGGGCGCGGGCGCCGGCGUGGCCACGAGCUUCGUGUGCCAGGUGUGCCGGAGGCGGCGGUCGGGGCGCGUCUACCAGUGCAUGCCGUGCGGGUACUACCUGCACGCCAAGUGCGCCAAGGACAUGGUGAACGGGCUCUACGAGCAUGGCGUGGUGCCGCCGGAGAAGAGCAACCCGCUCGUCGCCGUGGCCAAGGUCACCAUCAACGCGCUCUUCAGCGUCAUCGGCGGCCUCAUCGAGGGCAUCGGCGAGGGGAUCGGGGAGGGCUUCGUGGAGAACAUCGGCAGGAGCAGAGGCAGAAGCUUCAGAUGA